Microplitis mediator is the source of this 3753-nucleotide messenger RNA. It is a transcript of the gene egh, whose product is annotated as beta-1,4-mannosyltransferase egh. Gene Ontology annotation, molecular function: beta-1,4-mannosyltransferase activity. The coding region runs from base 89 to 1480 and encodes 463 amino acids. The transcript is spliced from 3 exons. Gene Ontology annotation, cellular component: cytoplasm. Lineage: Eukaryota; Metazoa; Arthropoda; Insecta; Hymenoptera; Braconidae. The record is from RefSeq and is a predicted model, not a curated record.
ACACAUAUAUAUGUACAUGUAUUAUAUUCACAUAAAUAUAAAGACGCUAGAUAAAAGUUUGAACAAUUAAAAUUUUUUUAUCAACAACAUGACGAUAUUAUCAGGUAUACUAUUAACAAGUACAGUAAAACACGUGUCACAUUGUUGUUUUCUAAUACUAUUAAUAACAACAUUCGAAUACACAUCCGGAGUACUUUCAUUCGCGGAACCAAAGCCAGUAGUGGAUUCCUGGGAGCGUUAUGGCUUCAUAACUUUGCUGUUGUAUUUAUUGAGACUGCUAACAUUACUGGCACUGCCACAAACGUUGUUCAAUUUCCUGGGACUGACAAUAUACAACGCGUUUCCCGACAAGGUAACGCUCAAAGGCUCGCCAUUGUUGGCGCCAUUUAUAAACAUACGGGUAGUGACCCGCGGGGAUUAUCCGCAGUUGGUCAAAACGAAUGUGACCCGUAACCUGAACAAGUGCAUAGACGCGGGUCUGGAGAACUUCCAGAUAGAAGUCGUCAGUGACAAGCCGAUUGGAUUGAUGUCGCACAGAAGAAUCCGGGAGCUGGUGGUUCCGAGCGAGUACCGGACCAAGUCCGGGGCCUUGUUCAAAGCGCGCGCGCUCCAGUACUGCCUCGAGGACGGGGUCAACGAGCUGGCUGACCAUGACUGGAUCGUCCAUCUCGACGAAGAAACUCUUCUUACAGAAAACUCGAUCCACGGGAUCCUGAACUUUGUCCUCGACGGCAAGCAUCCUUUCGGCCAGGGUCUCAUCACUUACGCGAACGAGAAUGUCGUCAACUGGAUCACCACCAUGGCCGACAGCUUCAGGGUCGCUGACGACAUGGGCAAGCUCAGGUUCCAGUUCGUCAUGUUCCACAGGCCGCUUUUUAGUAUGAAAGGUUCCUACGUCGUCACCCAGACUGGUGCCGAGAAACACGUGUCCUUUGACAAUGGGCUAGACGGUUCCAUAGCCGAGGACUGUUUCUUCGCGCUGAAGGCCUACAGCCUCGGGUACACCUUCAACUUCAUCGAGGGCGAGAUGUGGGAAAAGUCGCCAUUCACGAUAUCGGACUUCAUCCAGCAGCGCAAGCGCUGGAUCCAAGGUAUCUACUUAGUCGUACACUCCAAGCUAAUUCCUUUGAAAAAAAAAAUAUUCCUAGCGAUUUCCUGGUACUCGUGGGUAACUUUACCUCUUAGUACUUCAAACAUUCUGUUGGCUGGACUCUGUCCUAUCAACUGUCCGGUGAUAAUGGACGCACUUUGUGCGUUCAUCGGUGCAAUAAGUAUAUAUAUGUAUAUAUUUGGUGUAGUUAAAUCAUUCUCGUUAAACCGCUUUGGGUUAAUGAGGUACUUAGUAUUUAUUUCCGGUGCCCUGGCUAUUAUUCCAUUUAAUUUGAUAACUGAAAAUAUUGCUGUGAUUUGGGCACUUUUUGGUAAGAAACAUAAAUUUUAUGUUGUCAGUAAGGAACUAGGACCGGCGAUUACUGUUUAGAUUUGAACGUUUUGAUAAAAUGUCCACUUGUAUGGGUCAAUUUUGAGAAUUAUUUAUUUAUGUAUUUAUUUGAAUAACGUUUACGGCUGAAGGAUGCGUUGUACAAAAAAAUGUUAAGAUACAUUUUUUUUAGCAAAUUUAAUUGUCUACAAAAAAGGUCCUUAUCAAUUUUCCUUAAAUUCUGUAACUUCACCCGCAAUUUAAUUUUUAAAUUUUAAAAAAUCAAAUCACUAAUUUUCAAAUUUUUCUAUGAUUAUUUCCCUGACCUUUUGCGGCUUAAGGACGCAUCCUACAUUAAAACACAUAAGGACCUUUUUUGUAGCAAAUUUGAUUGUCUACAAAAAAGGUCCUCAUCAAUUUUUGCGUAUCUUCAUAUUGUAGAGAGUUAGAAGCUCGAGUAAUGAAAUUGAUAGAAAAUAGCAAUGGGAAUUUUGUUUUAUCGAUUUUGAGGAUCGAGAAUUGAAAAUAUCGAAAAAGUCAAAGAUACCUUUUUUGUAGAGCGUAAAAUUUCCUACAAGAAAGCUCCUGAUGACUUUUUCCCAGAUCAAUAUUUAAAUAUUAAAUUUAAAUAAUUUAACUUAGUCAAUAAAAAUUUACUACGUCGGCCUAGUGGGUCAGAGGCGAGACUUCUAACUCGCAGGUCACGGGUUCGAUCCCAGCCGACGUCAGUAUUUUUUUUUUUAUAAAGAAAAUUAGAAAGUAAAAAUAUUGAGCAACGCGGACGUAAUUUUUUUAAUAAUUAUUUUAAUUAAAUUAUUUUUACGGCUGAAGGAUGCGUUGUACGAAAAAAUGUUAAGAUACAUUUUAUUUAGCAAAUUCAAUUGCCUACAAAAAAGGUCUUUAUCAAUUUUCCUUAAAUUCUGUAACUUCACUCGCAAUUUAAUUUUUAAAUUUUUAAAAAUUAAAUCACUAAUUUCCGAAUAUUUCUACAUUUAUUUUCUUUGUCCUUUUGCGCCUCAAGGACGCGACCUACAUUAAAAUACCUAAGAACCUUUUUUGUAGCAAAUUUAAUUGUCUACAAAAAAGGUCCUCAUCACUUUUUACGUAUCUUCAUAUUUUAGCGAUCUAGAAGCUAAAUGAUAAGACGCUCUGAGUAGAAAAGCGGCGCGUUGGCAGCGCUUGCCUUCGGCUCGUGAUGCCAAGUUUCGUACCGCGCCAACGUAAAAUAAUUUUUCAUACAAGUGGACACCCACAAUUUUUUUUAAAUCAAUCAAUUAAUUUACAUUUAUUAAUUAACUUAAUAAUUACUUUAAAAAACGACAAUCGCUGAUAGUUACAUAUUUUUAAUUAUUAAUUACAUGGGUAUUAAAUUAUUCAAAGAAACAAACAAUCAAUUAAUGUUAAAAAACGCUUUUAUUAUUUAGUAUUUAAGAUCAACACUUUGAUUAAAUUAAAUUAGUGCCAUCUUUGCUCUUGACUUUUUUUAUGUUUAAUUAAUUGAUUAAUUUUGUUGGUUUUUUUUUAAAUGUCUAGUCAUAGGCGGCAUAAAUUUUUGAUUUUAAAAAUUAAUCAAUCAACUGAUCAAUUAAAUUAUUAACUAAUUUAUAAACAACGAAAAAAAAAAUUAUCAGUCAAUUUCUGAGUGUUCGCGUUUAAAUUUAAGCCCGCGGGCGGAUGUACGGAUGUACGAGUUGCGUAUAUCUGGAAAACUAAUUAAUUUAUUUGAAUUUUUUUCGCGGGAAUUGAAAAAGAGGGCUGUGUUCUGUAGCUCAUCAAAUUUUGAAGUCAAUCUGUACGUUAGUUUUGAAAUUAUUUCGAAAAAAAUACUUCGUACAGAAUUUCGUAACCUGUACGAAAAAUUUUUGAACUUUGAAUUCAAAUUCUGGGCGAAAUAUCACGGAUACGAAAAAAAUUAAUGAAAGCAAUUUUGUAGAGAAUUUAAUUUCCUACGAAAAAGAUCCUGAGGAAUUUUUACGUAAUUUCAAAAAUUCGCUUAGAAUUUUAAUUUUUAUUAAAUAAAAAAAUAACGAAAUUUAAAUUUUUGAAAAUUUCGCGGGGUUUAGUAAAAUAAAAAAUCUUCCAAUUAAAAUUAUUAAUUAGAGAAAGAAAUUAGUAAUCAUUGAACAAAAUGAGAUUCGUAAGCAAUCAAACAAAUUUUUUUUUAUUUUACCAAAGUAUUAAUAAUAAUAAUAAUAAUUAAAAUUAAUAAUAACAAUCAUAUCAAAGAUAAAAAUAAGUAUUACUAAUAAAUGAGCAAUUAUUAUUAUUGUUAUUAUUAAUAAUAAUAAUUUAAAAAUCGAGUUAAUUAUUUUUUUGAUGAACGCACAUAAUUA